UACGCAGAAGCCAAAAAAUACUAAAAGCUUACAGGCGAUAUGAAAUAAUAUAGUUGACUGUUCAGCAUUUUUGACUUGCGAUUAAUUGCAAAAUUAAAUGUGCAGUGCAAAAAGAUUAUAAAAUAUUUGCACCCUGUAAUUUAAACAAUAGUUUGACAGCCUUUAAUUUCUGUGUUUGUUCGUAUAGUUAUUUUGCUGCCAUUGAGGAACCACAAUGAAGAGAAGCACCACCCAGAUUCUGGCCAGGUUGAGGGAGCUGAUGCUCCGCGCCCAGGUGGGCGACUCCUGCGGCAUAUCCGCGUACAUUGUGCCCUCGGACGACGCCCACCAGUCGGAGUACCAGUGCCAGCAUGACGAGCGACGCUCCUUUGUCAGCGGAUUCGAUGGAUCCGCUGGCACGGCGGUGAUAACGACAGAGAGUGCCCUGCUCUGGACCGACGGGCGGUACUAUCAGCAGGCGGAGAAGCAGCUGGACUCCAAUUGGGUGCUGAUGCGGGAUGGUCUGACCGCCACCCCGUCGAUUGGCGCCUGGCUGGCAAAGAAUCUGCCCAAGGGCAGCUUCGUGGGCGUGGAUCCUCGCCUGCUGUCGUUCCGCGUGUGGAAACCCAUCGAAACGGAACUGAGCUCCGCGGAAUGCCAGCUAGUGCCCAUUGAAGACAACCUGAUCGACGAGGUCUGGGGUCAGGAUCAGCCAACGCAAACUUCAAACAAGGUUAUAAACCUGAAACUAGAGCAUUCUGGCGUAACUAUCGCCAAAAAGUGGGACGUGGUGCGCAAGCAAUUGAAGGAGAAGAAUGCUGAUGCCCUGGUGGUCAGUGCCCUCGAUGAAAUCGCUUGGUUCUUGAACCUUCGCGGCUCGGACAUUGACUUUAACCCCGUCUUCUUCUCCUACUUGAUUGUGACCAACGACGAGCUACUGCUCUUUGUGGACUCUAGCAAAUUAACCAAUGAUUUUGUGCAGCAUCAAAAGGAGAACAAUGUACAGAUAAGUGUUUUGCCCUACGCCUCAAUUGGCGUUGAGAUCAGUAAGAUUGUGUCGACCAAGGAGUCAAAGAUCUGGAUAGCACCCACCAGCAGCUACUAUCUAACUGCUUUGAUACCCAAGUCACGUAGAAUACAGGAGGUCACGCCCAUUUGUGUGCUGAAGGCCAUAAAGAACGAUGUCGAGAUCGCUGGCUUCAUCAACAGCCACAUUCGCGAUGGCGUCGCUCUGUGUCAGUAUUUCGCCUGGCUAGAAGAUCAAGUGAAGAAGGGAGCGGAAGUCGAUGAAAUGUCUGGUGCCGACAAACUGGAGUCCUUCCGGUCAACAAAGGAUAAGUACAUGGGCCUCAGCUUCACCACAAUUAGUGCUUCGGGACCCAAUGGCUCUGUUAUUCACUAUCACCCAAAGGAGGAAACCAACAGGAAGAUAAACGACAAGGAGAUUUAUCUGUGUGAUUCCGGCGCUCAAUAUUUGGAUGGUACUACGGAUGUGACAAGGACCCUUCACUUUGGCGAGCCCACCGAGUUUCAGAAGGAAGCGUACACUCGCGUUUUGAAGGGCCAACUGAGCUUUGGCUCCACCGUAUUCCCGGCAAAGGUAAAGGGACAGGUUCUGGACACUCUGGCGAGGAAGGCCCUGUGGGACGUGGGCUUGGACUACGGACACGGAACUGGCCAUGGAGUAGGUCACUUCUUAAAUGUCCACGAAGGUCCCAUGGGCGUAGGAAUUCGACUGAUGCCCGACGAUCCUGGUCUCCAGGCGAACAUGUUUAUUUCCAAUGAGCCCGGUUUCUACCAGGAUGGAGAGUUCGGCAUCCGUGUCGAGGAUAUUGUUCAAAUUGUGCCGGGUCAAGUGGCACACAACUUCUCCAACCGUGGCGCCCUAACUUUUAAAACCAUCACCAUGUGCCCAAAGCAAACUAAAAUGAUUAAAAAGGAACUUCUAUCCGAUGUGGAAGUAAAGCUGCUCAACAGCUACCAUCAAAAAGUCUGGGAUACUCUUUCACCAAUCUUAUCCCGCGAAGGAGACGAAUUUACUCUGUCCUGGCUCAAAAAGGAAGUUCAGCCCAUUUAAUUGCUUUUUAACCUGUUAUUUCCGUCACUUUAACUAAUAUACUGUUCACUCUUUUCUCAAGACUAAAAUAUUAAAAAUGCUUUUAUAUACCUUUUAAAAGGUCUUAUCUUAAAUUUGUAUGCUGAAUAAAUAUUAUAUAAAAAGGA
Messenger RNA from Drosophila erecta, 2202 nucleotides. It is a transcript of the gene ApepP, whose product is annotated as xaa-Pro aminopeptidase ApepP. Bases 215 to 2056 code for a protein of 613 amino acids. The record is from RefSeq and is a predicted model, not a curated record. Gene Ontology annotation, molecular function: metalloaminopeptidase activity. NCBI's taxonomy places the organism in Eukaryota, Metazoa, Arthropoda, Insecta, Diptera, Drosophilidae. The transcript is spliced from 2 exons.